UUGGUGUGACGCGCCGUGCUUUCACGCUGGCCUCCAGGUACUCUAGGCUUAUAGCCCCGCCACCAGCAUGAGCAAAAGGAACCAGGUUUCGUAUGUGAGGCCGGCCGAGCCCGCCUUCCUGAGCCGCUUCAAGGAGCGGGUCGGCUACCGAGAGGGGCCCACGGUGGACACCAAGAGAGAGCAGCUCCCAGCUCCUGAAGAUGAUGAUGAUGAUGGGAGUGACAAGGAGGAUGAACAGCCCCAGGUGAUUGUACUGAAAAAGGGAGAUCUGACUGCAGAAGAAGUGAUGAAGAUCAAAAAGGAGAAUAAAGAGGUUUCCAAGGACACAGAUGCUGAUCCUGGAGAUGGGAAGAUUGUGUUCAGGAAACCUCCCAAGCGGUUGUCAGAAGAGAAAUAUUCUGGUUUGACAGCCACAUCAAGCAAGAAGAAAAAAGAGACCAAGAGAAAUUCUCCAACCUCCCCAAAUACAACCAAGCAAGUGAAAAAUAGCAGCUUGCUUUCAUUUGAUGAAGAAGACAGUGAUGAUUAGGAACAAUUUAUAUUUAUGUACAGGUUUACUUAGAGGCGAAAAGUCAAACUGAGUGCAUCAUGGAAGCAGAGACAGAGGGUCUGACCCUCUCUCUUUUAUAAAUUCACUUCUAUACUUGUGAAAGGAGAUCUUUGAACAAAAACUUGUCAAAAGAAAUCCUUACAACUGUAAUUUUAAUACCCCAUAUAAUUGGUGUCAUGCAAUAAAACUUUACAAGUGCACACACCAUAUGUUUUCAAACAGGUUCACCUGCCAACCAUUUCCCUCUUUUUGUUUCCCCAAGAACUUCAUUAACAUGUUUUGCCCAAUUAUACCUGGUUACCCUAACAUAGGAGUGGAAGGUCUGCUUACUGUGGACUAAAAACGUAAAAUAUUGCUCUGGCAAAGCUUUCUGUUGCAUCUCAAAGGACUGGAAGAAUUGCUGGGAUUCUGAUCACACGGAGUGUAUUGAUUUCAAAAGGGAAACCCUGCCGCAGAGUGUCCUUUGGUGGAAAAAUGUUUGGAAGUUCAGUGUGUUCUGUAACCAAGAAUGGAUUGUGUGUUGCUACAAAACAUGUAGCAGGAUUAACAAUGUAAAGCUUCAUCAAGGAGCUGAUCUGAAGUCGCUGUGUGCAACAGCUGUUUCUAGUAUAGUUGAUAUUUUAAUGCCACGAUUAAAUGACUGUGAAAUUA
Messenger RNA from Elgaria multicarinata webbii, 1201 nucleotides. RefSeq names its product KIAA1143 ortholog. Bases 68 to 529 code for a protein of 153 amino acids. The record is from RefSeq and is a predicted model, not a curated record. Lineage: Eukaryota; Metazoa; Chordata; Lepidosauria; Squamata; Anguidae. The transcript is spliced from 3 exons.